Cooperia oncophora is the source of this 1050-nucleotide messenger RNA. The record is from the annotation of a GenBank genome assembly. Lineage: Eukaryota; Metazoa; Nematoda; Chromadorea; Rhabditida; Trichostrongylidae.
AUGCAUAUCCUGAACAAUGGCCGUUUCGGUAUUCCAGCUAUGUGCACCGGCGCUAUGAAGCACUGCAUCCAGAAAACGGAGAAGCUCGCAAACAUGGUCGCUCGUCACUAUGCUACCGAAUCCGUUCUAUAUCUGCUCGCCUCAAAUAUGGAUCGCGGAAUUCAGGACUAUCAGCUGGAAGCGGCUAUUGGAAAAGUCGCUGCAUCGACGUAUUCCACGAUAGUCAGUUUGGCGGAGAACCUGGCAUUCCUCGCUGGUGCACCCCUCCUUUCCACCACAUUAAAGACAGAGGUGCAUCAACAAGGAAUGGCUGGGUGUCUCCGUCCAUCUGAUUAUGGCCUUCGAGAAACUAUCAAAUGGCCGUUACAGGAAAAUGCUUGGUGGGUGUGCGAUGAGGCGAUCCAACUGCACGGAGGCAUGGGAUUCAUGAAAGACUGUGGUCUGGAACGGGUCAUGAGGGACCUGCGAAUCUUCAGAAUCUUUGAAGGUGCGAAUGACGUCUUGCGGGUAUUCAUAGCUCUUACCGGAGCACAACAUGCUGGAAGGCACCUACAGCAAGUGGCUAAAGAAAUCAAGUCUGGCGGCAUAGGGACACUUUUCGGACAGGUGGUAAAGCGGGCGACUGGUGGUAACACCGGUGCCAAUUUCUCGACCCAUGUGGAACCAGCUCUGACCGAAUCCUCACUUGAAGCCUGUGCGACUGUAUCAAAGAAUUAUUGGAAAGACCGCGAGAAUCUUCUCAUGAAGUAUAAAAAAGAUAUUGUCAAUAGGCAGUACGAGUUGGUACGAGUUGCUGACGCGGCUAUCGAUAUCUAUUGUAUGAUUGCAACGAUUUCCAGAUGCACUCACUCGUGCAAGAAGAAUGCUGCCAGCGCUGCACACGAAAAGGAAAUCGCUAGCUACUUCUGCAGUAUUGCGUCACGACGUACGAUGCAAAAUCUGAAGGAAGCAGCUAAAGGUAACGAGCACGAUGUGAAGCUGAUCACCUCUAUUGCCACUGCCGUCUGCAAGAACGGCGGACUACCACAACAACAUCCAGUUGACGUCUAG